Porites lobata is the source of this 32914-nucleotide messenger RNA. NCBI's taxonomy places the organism in Eukaryota, Metazoa, Cnidaria, Anthozoa, Scleractinia, Poritidae. The record is from the annotation of a GenBank genome assembly.
CGACUUUUUCGAAGGUAAAAUCGAUUUUCAUCUACUUGAAAUCGUUGUGUUGUUUCCAUUGUCCUUUGAUCACGCGGUGUGGCCAAAGAAACAUCUGUUGUCGUUUCUAGUUUUAGCUUUCUUCCCGGAAGAUUAAAAACAUUGAAUUUUCGCUUCUUCGACAGUCGAAGGCGUUGUACGGGUAUUCCUGGUCCCCUUAACCCCCUUUUUGAACCGUAGUGCCUUUCUUCGACAGCAGUUUCCCUCAUCUUGUAACACGUGUCGAAGUCAUGAAGGGUUUGUGACUCCUCUCCUUUCAAAGACGGCCGUUUUCCAUUUUAUACUAUUUUUCGAAGGCUUUCUUGUUCGUUUAGACUUCUACCCCCCUAUAAGUACCCCUUUUGAAACAUGGGCACAGCCUCUAAGAAACGGAGUCUGUUGGAACGGAAUUCACUGGACUGCGCUUCCUUCGCGUAUUCCCACAGCCACGUAAGCUUAAAUGGCGGAUAAUGAUUCAGAAAGCGACGAAGAGGUCGAUAUCCUUUCAAGUGUAGACGAAGGAAGGGGAUCAGUGAUGUUUGGAGAACAUUUUACGAAUCAUUUUCCACCAUCAGCCAUUUCUCUUGGCCAUAUUGGAAGCCUUCAUGGAUCUACGGGCAUUUCCUUCCCAGAUCAACAACACGUAGCGAGGUAAAUUCUUGUUGCAAAUUAUCUGUCAUCUCACAGGCGCCAUAUUUUUUUUGGUCUUCGUGAUCGAAAACAUGCAACGGCUUGUGGUUCUUCCAACCAAGGUUCUGUAACUGGACUACUGAUAAUCAGUUUUAGUAGAAGGAAGAAUCAGUUCUCACAUGUGAAAUAGGGGCUAAAAAUCAAACAAUUUAGUGUGGUUUGAAACGACGAACACGUUUUUUUUAUUCCUUUCUCUUUGAAUAGAAGUGUUGACGUGUCGCGCAGCGAAUUUUUAGGGUCUUUUCUGGAUAAAAACAUUUCUGUUCCCAUUUAGAAGAUGUGCCCAGUUCUCUUUCUCUUUCCUUUUGUAUUCCAUUCUUUGACAAUGAUUGAAAUACUGAGAGUUCACUUGACUUUUUUCGCUUGAAAAUACAUGUUGAGACAGCGCCCUAUUUGCAUCAGCUCGGUCAAUUUCGAGCUGUUGAUUUUUUUCUUCGUUUUGUCCGAUGCAUGGCUCCCUUCGCUGGACCUCAAUCACAGGUAACCUUAAAUUGAUUGCUGUUCUACCACUUGUCAGGAUCAAUAAUGUAGUUAUCUCUUUAUUGAUGUGAGUUUCGCUUUGCCUCUCCCAUUUUUGAAAAUUAUUUUUUUUACCGUGAGAUAUCAGCAAAAUCAGGUGUGGUUAUGGAUGUAUUGUAAGCUCUGCUUGUUUUGAAAUCGACAUGCGAUGUUGGUUACAACAAAUUUCGAUGUACGUUUCUUGUGGGUGAUUCCCUGGGAAUGGAAGGAGAGGGGAAUGUCUCUUCACUGAAUCAGUUAAAUGUCAUCGAUGAGUGGAACACAUAACGUGGUCAUGAAGUUUUUUAUUUAUGUAGAGCUUGGUGGUCUUGAAAUCAAAUUUUAAGUUAAGAAUGUAUCGAGGAAGGAACCAUUACGAGUGGGUGUCACUGCUCUUAUUGAGCUUAACUUAACUCUUCGAUCUUGUCAUCCUUGGUCUACAUUUAUAAAGAGAGCGUCGCCAAUUUAUUUAAUACAUAUAAUUUUUUGUCAAAAUAUUCCUCUGAAACUAGCUUCAUUGUUAAAAAAAUCUCUGACCGGCAUUUAUGUUAAAAUGUUACUACGGUAGAAAAUUUGCUUUAGAGUGAUUCAGGACAUUCUGACAGUUGUGUUGAAGAUUAUUUUUUUAUUGUGAAUGAAAAAGGACAAGGACACAAAGUAAACUGUAGAUGUUUUAAAGAUUUCAUUUACUUUUAGAAGAGCAAAGUAAAGCAAUAACAGGCAGUAAGGUCAGAAUUUACUAACUACUCUAAAAUUAUCAUUUCUAAUCUGAUGACAAAAGUGUUGCAUGCACUGAGAAGUUAAGUCUUCCUUUUGGUUUGUAUUGGGCUGAGUUUACCUUCUUAAUUAAUUUUCUCAGUCUGCCCAGUAAACCUUUCUGUAUGAAGGUUUGGGAUGCACAAAAAGGUGCUUUGAGUUUUGAUUCUUAAAGCCAUGCAUGUUACCGUAAGACCACCAAAGUCUGGACCCUUUCAAUUUAAAAAUAUGUAAGGAAGAAGUCAAAGCUGAAGCGGAAGAUCCAUUAGAGGAUGUAGAGAAAUCCAGAGACCCUGUGGUUUUGACUUUUUUGGAACAUUCUGCUGUUAGAAAUUAAAAUUUCUGACCCAUUUAGGUUGCUCAUUUUCAUUUUAACACAUGAGUAUCAUAGUGUAGAGUUGUAAAAGGAACAACCCUUUACUUAAUUGUUAGUUUCAGAGAUUAAGCAAACCUUUGGGCUCGCUACUUUGGGGACUGUCACUUUUUAGAGUUAAUUUUUCUACUGCAGUCAAAACUGCAAACUCUUUCUAUAAGACAAGGCCAGUACAAAAUGUAUUUAUGGCUCAUUUUAUCCCAUUUUAUCCCUGUGAAUUGAACACUGAGGAUCCAAGUACAGUUGUCUUGAUUACGCUAUUGUAACUUUCUCACAAAACAAUAAUUAUUUGAAAAUCAUUCUACUUCCAUUUACAAAUCUACAUUUAUCUCACCCUGGUACGCAUUGGAGCUUUAGUUUCUUUGAUUUUAUUUUUUUGACUUUUUGACCCUUACAAAGGAAGAGAAUCAGUUCUUUAGGGUUCUUUUAUCAGGGCCACCUUUACUUUGAAAGGUUCAGAACUUGUGAAAUUAAUUAUCGUACAUAUAAUUUUUGACAUUUUUGGGUGGUUUUCACUUUGGGAGUCCCUGAUUUCAGAACUUACAGUAGCAACUGAAGUUUUGUCAAAAUUUUUAUGCAACAUCUUCAAACAGCAAAAACAUAAAACAGGGUGCUGCUCUUGUGUAAGGACUUAACUUCUCAAUAUAGGAACCCUCGCAGGGUUUUUCUUUAGUUUUGUAGUGGAUAACAAAGACCCAGUUUCCAGUGAUGGACAUUCAGUAAUGUCCUAAGUCAGUGUAGAAAGUAGAAGAAUUUGGUUUAUGCUGGGGCCUGGAAAUAAUAGUCAUAGAAACUGUAUGUCCACAAUAGUAUACCAGUGUAUUGUUAUUGCUGGCUGUAAGGGUAUUAUACACUGUAGUUUUCCUUUGUAUCGCACAACAGGCCCAUAAUUUUGGAAAAUGGCACCAUUGUUUGAUAUCAUAAUUAAGGCAACAGAAACUGUGCUUUAGAGUACUGGGGAUUGCUUGAUCAAAUAUACCUGAAAAAUGGCUUAGUUAUUACUACCUCCCCUCUGGCUCCUCUUCUUUCCUAAUUUUUCAUUUAUUUUGAAACAAAUUUUGCAUAGCAAUACAUAUCAUUACAUAUCUCUUUUUUCCAUUUGCUGUGCUUUACAAAGUUUCUUGUGAUAAAAGGUCAAAACAAGUGUCAACAGAUUACAAAAUUAAUAGAGAUCUUUUUGCGUAUUGUCAAAAAAUAGUCACUCCGGAAUUCUUCAUUGUACUUUUUUUCACCAGAAAAGGUAGCCCUGUUAUUGUUAUUGAAGGAGGUUAAGAACUCUUCUGAUCGCAAAAUGCUAAAACUUCUAAUAUUUGAUAACUUGUUCCCACCAUUAUGACACUCCCGCUAAAACUCGUAGUAGAAUGACGAUGGUUACCACAUUUUCCCGCCAAAAUGAAGCUGCCCGACACGUGAGCAGUACUUACUAUGUGGAUAGCACUAUCCAACGUUUGAACAAUCGUGGCCUGCUGGAUAGUGAUUUAAUUAUCCGGUGGCUAGCACUAUCCAAAGUUUGAACAAUUGGGGCGCGGAGAUUAGGAUUGUUGGCUCCUUUGUUCUCUGGCAAUAAAACCUGAGGGUUAGGGUACCAUGUGAGGUACAAGGAGGGGUGCAUAUGAGAGGAAAUGCUCAAAAAGUUCUUGUUAGACUGAAUGUACCUUCCUCAAAGAAAGUCCAACUCAAGCUGCAACCCCACAGAAAAACUUCUUUCUUUGCAAGAGUGCCAGUGUCUUUGCUACCAUGAUUUUUUUAUUCAUUGUCACCAGCCAUAAAAGUCCUAUUAAAGUCUUUCACCCCUACAGAACCUUCAACUCAAAAAUGUUGGGUUUGUAUGCAUCUUGAAAACUCUUGAAAAGCUAAUUGCAGUACAGGUGUCAGGUUUUGGUCCUCGAUAAGUCCUUGAUUUUUUUAAUCAAAGAACAUCAGAAUUAGCAUUUUUAUUUAAAACGUUGUAAGUUGUAAGGUGGAAAAAUUGUUUGGUGGUGAUGGAAGGUUGCAAACCUGCUAAGGUAUUAAGCUUGUCAUUGAUCACAAAAACCUUGAGAGUGAGAAGAUUCAAUCAAGUAUCUAGGUGUUGUCAUUCAAAAGAAUCUGACUUGGAAUGAGCAUAUUGAAUCAUCGAUUGCAAAAGUGAAUCAAAGAAUUGGCUUGUUAAAUCGUAUCAAACAUCUAUUGCCUUUGGAUGCGCGAGUCGCAUUAUACAAUGCUUUAAUAAGACCUCACUUUGACUUUGCUGAUACCAUCUUGGGAGACAGGGAUAAUAUUACAUUAAUGCAUGAUUUACAGGUCUUGCAAAAUAAGGCUGCCAAAGUUAUCCUUGAUUUGCCCAACUAUGCUUCAUCCACCGACGCUCUUAAAACACUUGAAUGGCCUACCUUAUUUCAAGAGUGCCUUGUACAUAGAUAGAUCACCUCUUUUAAGUACAUCCACGGACUUGUAGAUCACAAAUUUAUUAUUUUGAGAAACUCAGACAUCCAUAGUUAUAACACUAGAAGAAGGAACAAUUUCCGUCUUCCUCUCUCCAAAAGGAAUUACUGAAAGCAGAGACUUUUUUUAUCAAUGUGCUUAUUUCUUUUUUGUCAAUUCCAUUUACACAUACAUGCGGGGACAACUAUAGGGGUAUAGAACAGUCCCUCGAAAAACUUGGGUCUUGGAAAAGUUUUGAAAUCUCAGAAGCACAUUUGGUGGGUUUUGAAGUCUCGUUUAUUGGGUGAUUUUGAGUCUCAGUCUCAAAUUUUUUCUUCGGUGGCUGCAUGGUCUCACAGGCUUGGAUUUGUCAUUUUUUACCCUCUGGUACAACUUAUUGAACUAAGCUGGUGGAUUAAGAUAGCAAAACAAGACAAAGCAGCAUAUUGGUGGGCCUCCACUAGACUCCAUUGGUGUUUUCAGUCAUUUUAUUUAGCUUUACAAUUGAACCUCUCUACAACAGUCACCUUGGGGACAGGAGAAAGUAGCCGUUGUAGAGAGGUUCUAAACAGGAUUCAAUCUAUGGAUUUUUUUGUCCGCCAGGAUGAAAAAAGGUGGCCGUUAGUGAAGGUUCGACUGUAUUUGUACCUGCAAUUAGCUGGAAAUUUCUGCGCUAAGAGUCUCAGGCUCGGAUUUUUUAGAAGUGAAGUCUUGGGCUUGGAAUAUUGUUAUUAACGCUUAAGUCUCGGUCUAGAAUUUUGAAACCAUUCACCAUUCUAUAUCCCUAACUGUUGAGCCUCCUUGAUUUUCUGGUUCCUAGGCUAGAAUCCGUACAGGGCCAAACGGCUUUGUCAUCUGUCGUCAUUGUUGUUGUUUUUUGUCGGGGGGGAGGGGAGGGGGGAGUAGCAGAUCAUUAUUUUCGGUAUUCAUUUCUCCUCUCUCCUCUUGAUUUUUCCUUACAUUUUACUUCUUGCAUCAUGGCAUUCCAGUCUUUGUUUAGUGAUGUAAAUGACAGACAGACAGUACAUACAUAGAACCACUUGAAGCUCUCUUUUCCAUUAGCUUUCUAACCAUUAAAUCAUCAGUCUGUUUAACUUUUUCUCUUUGGUCUGACUCUGUACAAGAUUUCAGUGUUUUUCCCUCUGAUUAUGCUGCAACAGUUUUAUUUGAAACCAAACUGGUAUAUCGCGUCACACAGUUACAGAACCUUCAGGUUGCAUCUUUGUAAUCAAACUGUUUAAUUUCCUGCAAGUGGAAGCUUACACUCUAAUCACGUUAUAUUAUUGUGUAAUAAAAGCAUAGGACACAGCCGGAUAGAGUCAAAAGUUUUUUGACAUGCAAGACAUUUUCUUGCUGCUGAUGCCAAAAUACAAAAAAACAACGUGUACCCCUCACCCUGCCCUCAAGGACACAAACUGUUCUAAAUAAAUUACUGUGAAUACUCCAAUCUGCAUGGCCUCCAAAUUCAUUGUGCCUGAGCUUUUUCACGUUUCCGUGUAGUUCAUUGUGGAUAAUUUAUACCAUAAACUUAGCUAAAUUAAAUAAGCCCCCCGUCUCAAACAAGCUGCCCUCUCUAUUAAGCUCCCCUCAUAUGUGCUUGACGUAACUAUUAUUAAUAUAAAGCUCCCUGGGGACUUUAAAGAGGGUUUGCAGUUUGACUAUUGAGCAAGUUAUGUGUUCCUGGAUUUAUAUAUGCUUAGCCACCCUAAAGAAGUACGUUGUACUAUACCAGUUCACAAAUUUUGCCCACUUGAAAGGUGUGUCAAGCACCCCUGUCAUUUUUAUAGGGGAGCUCUCCUCUCCUCUAGGGAAAGAGUGCUGCCCCAGUUUUAAGGACAUUUAAUGUCGUUUAGGAGUUUUUUCUCUGUGUUGACCUGAUGGUGAUAGUGUGUGAUGAGGUACAUGUACAUCUGCAUGAUAGAAUGGCACGGACCUUGUCCCCGAGGGAAGGCCAGCAAACAGCUAGUCAACAUCAAAAUUUGAAAAGUCAAAACCAGUACAAAUCUCCCUGAAAUGUUCUUUCUUGCCAAAACUGCUGUUGGUUUUCGGAUAUAUACUUGAAAUUGUGAAUAAGGAAUCUCCCUAGUCGUUCAGACCUUAUGAAAAAUUCUAUGUAUUAAAAAUGCCAAUGAGCUCAGCCAAAAUGGUUGAACAGCCUGGAAAAAUAAAACCUCCUGCAUGCAGAUACAGCUUUACUUCACCAUUCUAUUAUCUGGUCCCACUGCCCUGGGUACGGUGGAGUGUUAACUCCCUGUAAUGGAUUAUAUAGGGAGGGUCCACUCAACAGAGGUACCUUUUUAGGCCUCAGGUGUAUGAAGGGGUAGGGAUUUCACUCGUUGCAAUAUAAAUUAUGAAAGGGUGGGAAAUCAGAGUCUUUCAAUCUGUAAAGACCUAAAGUACAGGUCACUGCUCCAUCGAUAAAUUACCAAACCACACAGAUUCCCCUUGAUCUAACAGAGCAUUUUGUUAAGAGAUUAGGGCUAGGAGACACUUUUAAUGCUAUUCAUUUAUCUGUAUCAUGAUGACCUGUGGAAAAGUGACCUGUAUUUCAGACCCACCACUCCAAAAAAACAAAUUUUUGUGAUCUUGAAUUUUUCUUUUUUUUGAAUACCAUUGUUGAUAGACAGGAGAGUGAGUCUAGGUCUGAAGGCUCCGGCAGCAGUCAGUCAGAUUCCGAAUCUGAUGACAAUGACAAUGGUCAACCAGUUCAGAUGCAGCAGAGAUAUCAGGUGCCGCGAUUGUCACAUUUCAACCCAGCUCCACCCAUGCAGAUGUCAUCUCCCCCAGGAUACCCACAGCACAGCUUCAAUAACAAUCCAACUACGCCAACAAAGAAAACUAAAUUUGAUGAAAGGGUAGGUGUAUGUGUGGUGUAUAGCUAGGUACGACAUGGAGCAAAAGCGGAUGCAAAGAUACGAGGACUGAUGACCGCUUGACACAACUGUGCGAAUUAACUAAAUAAUUUUAACAGUAAGGAAAUGUGGCCACAAAAUUCAAACACGUAAACAAGUUUUUUUUAAACAGUGAAUACUUCAGUAACACUGCAGAAUAACGAUAAAAUCUUAUCAAUAAAAUUAUUUUUGAGUUAUAUGUUUGAAAAAAUAGCUUAUAUGUCAGUGGUGUUGAGCAUAUGUAUCUUUGUGGCUUUGUGGCUUUGUAUGUUCAGAUGUCUGUUGCAGGAGCCAAUAAGGUUGAUAUAAUUUUGGAUUAAAACAGUAGAUUGCCAAUGCUGUUUUCACUGAAGCAUUCAAAAUAGCUCAUGCACAUGCACGUAAAACGUGCCUAUGUUUUGAAGAAAGAUAUGGUUUUAAAGCAAUCUGAUUUUUUUAUGUAAAAGUCUGUUUAAUUCUCUGUACCACCAAAGAUCCUUCUUUGAUAUUACAGUGUAGACAGUAACUUAUUUCAGAGUGCGAAACCUAAAACCCUUUUGCAGAAAGAUGUUAUUGUUUCAGUAAAGCGCUCAUUAGUUUUUAUAAAUAUACUGUCAAACUAAUCAAAAGGUUUCAUUAAAAUUAUAGAAGUCACUUCGCCGGAUUUCAUCGACUCACUCAUGGGUUAUACUUUGUAAUUACAUCUCACACAUUAUUAUGAAAAGUUUUGUUACUGAAUGAUUGUUACAAUGUAACUGUUUUUUAAGUAGUUUUGGGAAGAGGAUCCUGAAACUUAUGGUGUUAGACGAUCUGGAAGGUCAAGAAAGGAACCAGAAAGAUUUAAUGUAAUACAAGAGGUAAUGCUCCAGAGCAAUAUUAUGAUGAUAUCAGGGGAGUUAAAUAUUUUUGAAUUGGUGAUUAUUGCUUUUUCAACCACACAGUGGAAUUUUGUAGCAUCCAUUUGUAGACUUGAGUAAAAAUAAAAUAUUGUGUAUUCCUGCUGUUGUGCAAGAGAUAAUAAUUACAACAAACCCUUAUAGAAAAAAUUGUCAAAUUGUUUGUUCCAUGAAUAAUCAAAUUAUAAAAUUCCAAAUUUCAUGAAGAGGGUGCUAAACUUAUAUAUAAGCAUGUAGUGUUGAUCAUGAAGCUAAAGAGUCUUUCAAAUCUGUUAUCACUUAAUUCUUUUUAAGGGAUCAGACAGUGAAGAUGGUGAGAAGCCUGCCGGCGGAAUACAAAGGAAGAAGAAAAAGGUUGUCAAAGGAAGACAGGCCAGGAGGAUUUCAUCAGCAAGGUUAAUGUGGUCAUAGUUUGUAUACAUCAGUAAAUAAAGCUUUGUGACUGCGAGAGAGGAGUUUGUGUGUGAGAAUUUCUGUGAAUACAAAGUAGUUUUGCCCGGAAAAGGAGAAGGACCUAGUUUGGCGGGUAGGAACAAGGUUUUGCCAGUGUGGUGUCCAGGUAUCCACUGGAUGCAUGCCCAAUUUUUGGGAAAAAAUGACUUCUUUUACUUGUACAUCUCAGUGUAUGAACUGCUAGCUUGAGACUUCAGAUGUAUGACUACUUGGAAUUUCCUGGCUAAAACUAGCUAGUGCAAAAGGUUACCAUCAAAUUAAUUAUGAAAAAAUUUAUUGGGUCUCCCCCUUUAUUCCUGCUGCCACACCUGCUUCCAACUUCCCUUUGACCCUACCACUCCCACCAGUGUAAAACAACAAGAAUUGGUUCCCUGCUGUAUGAGAACUUACUGUGAAGGUUCUUAUUUUUGAUUAUGCUACUUUUAUUUAGUGAGGACUGGUCUGCAGUAGAUGGCCAUGAAAGUGAAAGUGAUAGCAGUGAUAAUUACACCCCUGAACAUGAGGUGCGGAACAGACCCCGGCCAGUGCCACGCCCAAAUGCUAGAGUACCACCAGUUGUACCAAAACAAAAGGAUCCUGCCCCACGCAAGAAAACUCUAGCCCCCUCUCCACAGAAAACACCUAGCAGGGUGAAGAAGUUGGAGAGUGAAGAAUCUGAUGAUGAUGACGAAAGUGAUGAGGAUGAUGACGAGGAUGAUGAGAACAGUAGAAAUUCUGUUAGAAGGGCAGCAGUCAACAUUUCAAGGUACAGUGUAGAUGUUUAUUUACAUGUAUCUUCUUUGUUCUAUGUCAAGCUUACUGUAGGUAAGCAUUGGAAGACUGAAUCACCUUUCACCUUGUACAAUCUUCAAGUGUUUUUGAGGUUUUUAAGUAUUCAAUUUACAGCCUGCACGGGGAAGAUAAAUUAAUGUGAAGUUUGUGGCUCUUGACUUUGGCAGAGGAAUAGUCUGGGUAGUGGAAGGUAGUGGGUUCAAUCCCUUGGCCCAGAGAAUUAUUCUCAGUGUCUUAAAGAAGAAGGUGCUGCCUUUACCCUGCAAAUGGCUAAUAUCCUUUAUGUAGCUUGGAUGACCAUGUGUAAAUGGCCAUGGUGUAAAACAGCUAGUGUCCUCAAUAUUUUUUUUAAUUUUGUUCUUUCUAUGUAUACAUCAUACACACUGACAAAAAGUGUCUUGUGCGUACCUUCUAGACACAGAGUACGUGAUUGCUCUUUUUAUCUUAACACAGUUAUAAAGAGGACAGUGAAGAUGCAACAGACUCAGAUGAACUCAUAGAACAAAAUCACGACGCUGCUGGAGAGUAUGUGGAAGAUGACAGAGAGUGUAUUGAGAGGGUUUUGUAUAGCCGCAUUGGUCGACCAGGAGAAGUGGGAGCUGUUACUACGAUCUAUGCACCAGACUAUGAAGAAAUGAUGAAGCAUGGUGAGCCUUUGCCUGGAGAACCAACUGAAGUACAAUAUCUGAUCAAGUGGAAGGGAUGGUCUCAUCUCCAUAACACAUGGGAGACAGAAAAAGGUCUCACUGAGCAAAAUGUAAAGGGAAUGAAAAAGCUGAGCAACUUGAUGAAGAGGGAGGAAGAUAUAGCAACAUGGUAAGUGUUAAAGUUAACCUUUCCAUGGCUAUUCCAUUAUUGGUAAAAAGGUUCCAUCUGAAUGGUCACAAUGAAGAAUUUUGUCCAUAGACUCAAAAGUUAGCAACCUGUUACAAGCCUCCAUUGUACACUCUAGGAAUGAAGAAAAAUUUAUAAUAACAAAAUGCUAUUGUCAAUUAAAAUAAAAACUAAAAAGGAAUUAUAAUAAUAAUUGAUUGAAAUUUCUGUCUUUUCCUGUGUUAGAUGUUUAGAAUUAUUAUUUUAUUUGGUGCCAGGGUGAAGUAGCCUUCUUUGUCUCAUUAGUUGGGUCAGUGAUCCAAGACCUAUCAGACAGUAUUCAAGGCUGUGCCCAAGGAAAAAUUGAAGGGAACCCAGUGUUCUAAACCUGUGAAAUCCAGGGUGCUUAGCAUGUGAUCUCUACAAAAAAACUCUUAUUUUCUCAUCACCCAGGGGCAAAAAUUAGGCUUGACUCCGGUCACUGGGCAAUGCAAGAGCACAGCCUUGGUAUUAUUUGGAACAACAACCAGUUCUGAAAGGCAGUCUCACUGUAUUUUACACAUCUUUAUGACAAGGUUACUGCUAAAAUGUCAAAUGUUUAAUUUGUAGUCUAUAUUAAUCACUGGUUUUGGUUUGCUCCCUUUCAAUCAGGAAGAAGUUUGCUCUUCCAGAAGACAUUGAAUAUUUCAACAUCCAGUUACAAAUGAACUAUGAUCUCUAUGAUGAAUAUAAAGACGUUGAGAGGAUUAUAGGUAAAUACCUUAGUUUCUUACUCUCCAUGUUUCCAACCAUUUCUUGGUGGUGGCAAUGUAACAUUGACCUAGGGGAGGUUUUGUGUCUAGUGGUUUUAGCGAAAACAAGGAUUUGUGGGGUUUGCUCAGUCUCGCAGGCUCACAAAACCUCUCUUAGGUUGAUCUUAUUUUGCAUUUACCCAAUUUGUUGGGACAUAUUUUAGUAAAGGAAAUAUCCAUCUUUUUGGUUUGACCUCCCGCCCAGCUCUUUAUACCCCUUUGGAAAUUCCAAUUCAGGUUCUUAUAAUAUUUCACUUUUGGCCUUUGGGACCAUCCUCCCUCUCCUCUCUCUCUCAGAAUUUGUGGUGACCCUCCAUCAUUGGAGUAGGUAGGAUACUUUCCAGAACCACACACAAAAGAAAAAUUAACCUGAAUUUCUUCCAAAAACUCAAGAAUAAUUUUCUCUCAUUACCCGGUACAUUGAUACAAGGGGCAUGGAUCUGCACAGAUAGUUUAUAGGCAGUUCAGGAGUGACUGGGCUAAUUGCCUGUAACUAAAGUUGCCUCUUUUUUCAUCUCAUAGCUCAUACCAUGGUCAAGAAUUUGGAUUUGGAAGGAAACACUGUUAGCCAAGUGGAUUACUUGUGCAAGUGGCAGGGCCUACCAUACAGUGAGAGCACUUGGGAAGAUGGAGGACUUAUUUCAAGAUUUUAUCAGCAAAAAAUUGAUGCUUAUCUCAAUCGACAGCGGUCUGAAAAAAUUCCAUCAAGAAGUGCUAAAGUUCAUCGACAACGACCAAAGUUUGUUCCAAUCAAAAAGCAGCCAUCUUUUCUUGGUGGUGCAGAACUCAAGUUAAGAGACUACCAAUUGGAUGGACUGAAUUGGCUUGUUAAUUCCUGGUGCAGAGGACACUCAGUUAUUCUUGCAGAUGAAAUGGGCCUUGGUAAAACAAUUCAAGUUAUUUCCUUUUUGUCUUAUUUAUAUAAUGCACAAUCUCUGUAUGGACCUUUUUUGUUGGUUGUGCCGCUAUCAACAAUGGCUGCGUGGCAGAGGGAGUUUGGAUUGUGGGGUGAGGAAAUGAAUAUAGUGGUUUAUCUUGGAGAUGUAACAAGCAGAAACAAGGUAUGAGGGAUUUUAGUUCUUAAUUUACUUCGUUGGUUGCUUAGAAUAUUAUGUACAGUGUAUGUCGCCAUAGAUAUAUUAUACACAGGGCAUUGUUCACUAACAGAUAUCUGUUAAACAAAUGACAAAUUAAACUAGAAUUCAGUCAGCUUUCUUUACCUUUUAAACAUUAUUGCCAACCAAACAAUUAUUAACUGGACAAGUGUUAAUCUUCAUUAAACCAAGAAAGGGCACACAGUCAAGUGUUUAAAUGGAAGACAGAAACUGUAAACCAAAUGGUAAGGCGUUUACAAAGAAGGCAAAUUUAACGAAAUCCGCACUUGUCUUUUAUGAUGACUAGGAAGAUUAAGAUCUACCCAUCUGAUGUUCUCCUGAGUGCCCCCAAAACAUUAUCACCUUGUGUGAUUAAGAUCUUUCUCAUACACUUCAUUUUUUGUUGGCUUUAUUAUGAUUAAGUUAUUGAUUAAAUUGCUGUCUAUGGCCAAUAGAUACAGGUAGGCAUGCACUUACCUAUUUGCUCUUGGGAAUUCUCUUGGGAAUUCUAAAAACACAUUUUGAAGCUAGUCGAGCCAUUUUACUAGUUAUACAACACAUGUAUGUGUAAUGGUCACUCAUUCUAAAAAUGUUUAUCUUUUCAGAUUCGUGAAUUUGAGUGGUACCGUUCCAACUCCAAGUCUUUGAAAUUCAAUGCCCUUCUGACAACGUAUGAAAUUUUACUAAAAGACAAGGUAAGUACAGAAUAUCAGCUUUUAAUGGUUACUGUAGUGUAUUUGUGACUGUGAGUGUUCACUGACAUGUUCUGAUACAUAGGGCUGAUAAUUAUGUGAUUCCUGGAAAAUAGCCCUAACUGACUUCCGAUUUACUAACUAGUCUGCAAAACAAGAGUCACUUUUUCCACUUGCACUUUUCAUUGGUGCCAAAUUGCAUUGGCCACAUAAUUCUAUAAGAAAUUUCAUGGGUAGUCAUAAUUUAAACCUUGGUAGUCAGGUUUCUCCAGAGUUCAUGGUCAUAUCAAGCCAUUUUCUUUUUUCUUUCAAAGAUGAAUAUUGAUUGUGACUUUUUUAAAAUUUACAGGCAACCUUGGGAACUAUCAACUGGUGCUGUCUCGUGGUUGAUGAAGCUCAUAGGCUGAAAAAUGAUGACUCCCUUCUUUAUAAAGCUCUCAUGGAUUUCAACACAAAUCAUAGAGUUUUAAUAACAGGCACACCUCUGCAGAACUCCCUGAAAGAACUCUGGGCUUUACUGCAUUUUAUCAUGCCUGAAAGGUAUAGAAUUUCAGUUGUGUUUUGUUAUCAAAAUAUCAAAAAAAUAAUUAAAAUAUGCAGUGAUGUAAAUUUUCCUGUAUGACUGAUUUGAUCUGUCUUUAAAAGAACAGACCUUCCAGAUUCUGUAGACACAACUUCAUGUACAAUAGUUUAAAUGUGCCAGCCUAUAGCUACACCUCUGUACUCGUUGCAGAUUCUUGCUAGGACUAUCUAGUUUCUUGAUUUAUUUUUUAAUCAGUUUUUCUUUUUUUUUUCUUAUUCUGCAAUAAUGAUUUUUUUUCUGAGAUGCAAGAAGACUUACUCGUAAAGUUUUGGUUUUAGAAUUUCCCAUUUUUUGGUUCCAUUGAGAAGUAAAUGUUAUAUAGAAUUUAUAUUGUUGUACACACAGGUCAUAAGCUGCAUUUAUUUUUAUUUCAACUUCCUGUUAAAAGCUCGGGCUUAAUGGCUUAAAGGGAGCUACAUGUACAUACACUCCUGCUACCUCAUUAUGACAGUCACAGUUUCUCUUGCAGGAAAACUACAAACAUAAAUGAGCUAAUGGCUGUCCUCUAAGAAAAUUCUAGGAAGCCCAAUACUUUAAACACGUGAAAUCAAUCCCCAACAAAUGAUUUCUAUGGAAAAAAGGAGAUUUCCUAGUUGCCAAGAACAAAAGUAAUUGGGUGCCAGGGGCCUCCUAGUGUUGCUAAAGCACAGCCCUAUGAGCUGUCCAGUGAUAAGUUGUUAUUCUGAUUAUUAAUUAGUUCUUAUUUGUGUAUAGGUUCUACUCUUGGGAUGAGUUUGAUAGGCAGCAUGCUACUCAAGAGCAAAAAGAUAAGGGGUUUUCUACUCUUCAUAAAGAACUUGAGCCUUUUCUUCUUAGAAGAGUUAAGAAAGAUGUUGAGAAGUCUUUACCAGCUAAGGUAAACCAUGUUUUUCUGCAGGGAAAGAUCGUGUUCACUUUCAGUUGCCAAUAAUUAAUGUUGUCAAUAAUUAUGUUGUUUCCUGUUCAAUGAGAAAAUGAAUUCUUUCCUGAGUUAAGGAUCAUCUGCUUUUAUCAAAUGGACAAGAUGGGCUGUUGGUUUUUGCAAUAACAAUAAUUAUUAUUAUUAUUGUAGUUUUUAAGGGAAUAAAAUUACUACGUACAUAACUCAUUAUAUUUUUUAUUUUACACCAGCAUUAAUUAUACAACAUGCAUCUCAAGGGUAUACCAGUAUUUUAUUAUACACAUCUAUAAAAAUACAAGUAAUACAGUAAUAUAGUCUGCUAACUCAUGGUUUUUCAUUACAUGUAGGUGGAACAAAUUCUUAGAGUGGAAAUGUCAUCAAUUCAGAAACAGUACUAUAGGUAAGACAACGUCUCUUCAGAGAGUCCAAGUUAUCAUUAUUUCAGACUAAGCUUCUGUCUGUAGUGCCUGCACUAAGUGCCCAUGCAUCCCCUUUCUCAUCCCAGAUACACUUCCUUCUUCUUUACCACCAAAAACCCGUCAGAUCUUCAUCUUUGUCUCUUAUGUGACAACUUCCCCAAUUAACCCCAGAUCAACCCUUGUACUUCUUACUGGGCUCAGCUGCCAUGGCGCUAUGUUGUGACCCCCGGUAACUGGCAACCUACUUUUACCUCAGGAUGUCAAGGAAAUCCUAGCGUUUGCACAUGACUUGUAUGCCGGGGACCCUUUGUUUCAUAGGUUUGGAGCUUUGGGCUCAGUACAAUUUUUCUAAUAAGAAGGCGGCCUUGAAUAAGUCAAAGUUUGAGUUUAUUCUUAUUUUUGUAGAUGGAUCCUUACAAAAAACUUUGCGGCAUUAAACAAAGGGUUAAAAGGAAACCUUAACAGCUUUUUGAACAUUGUGAUGGAACUGAAGAAAUGCUGUAACCACGCCCAGCUCAUUAGACUCGACAAUUACCAAUUAACUACAGACCCACUACAGGUACACUACUUAUUAAAUCAGCUAGUUGUCACAUGGUGUUUAAAGAGAAUCACAUUAAGUAUGAAAUAAAAAUGACAGUAUACCAAGGUAAUGAUCAUUGCUGGUUUGCAUGAUUAUUAUUGCCUGGUUUAGUGGCCUUAGGUCCCAUGAGUCUCCUGUAGCUCAGUGGUAGAGCAUCUGGACUAGUAACCAGAAGGUUGUAGGUUCGACUCAUGUUGGGAGCAGGGCUGUCAAUAACUGAUAGCCAGCCAAAACUGCUGGCUAGUUAGCCAUCUUUAGCCGGCUACUUUCAUCUCCUUCUACCAUAACUGCUAACAAAAAAUAUAAGUACCAUCGAAUAAUGAUGAUGAAUGACAUUGACCGCAUAUUUAAACAGGUUUAGAUCUGUGAAAUGUUCAAACCGUGCAACGUUAUUAUUUCCAGUCUUGACAGCCCUGGUUGGGAGUACUUGGAUGUUUUCUUCUGAGCCGCCUCUGUCACUAACUGAAUAAACAUCUUUGUCUUUGUAGAUAUUGUUACUAAGUAUGACUGGUCAGUGCAGGUGACCGAAAAACUAUAGCCCAGGCACUCUCAUAUCCUUGGUGUGAUCUUCUUGUUAUCCUUUUCCAACAGACCCUGAUCCGAGGAAGUGGGAAACUGUUCCUGCUUGAUAAACUACUAUGCAGAUUAAAGGAAACUGGUCAUCGGGUUCUAAUCUUCUCACAGAUGGUGCGAAUGCUUGACAUAUUAGCAGAGUAUCUUCAGCUGCGUCGAUUCCUCUUUCAAGUAUGUGUUAUGGGCUUUUUAUAGGCUUUUUGUUUUGUCCCAUGCAGUCACCUCACCACCUUUAAAGAUACAAUCAAUUGAUUUUUAUUUAUAAUCUAGAGGUUGGAUGGAUCUAUAAGAGGAGAUUUGAGGAAGCAAGCUUUGGACCACUUUAAUGCUGAAGGCUCUGAGGUAAAGCUGAGCUAUUAUUCUGUUAUUUCUCAGUUUUGACUGUUGGUGAAAAUGUCUAAUAAUAACAAUGAUGAUGAUAAUAAUAAUAAUAAUAAUAAUAAUAAUAAUGAUGAUGAUGAUGAUGAUGAUAAUAACAACACAUAUCUUCAAAGGAUUUGGUAUUGAGGUGAAGAAAUGAUGGUAUGAGCAUAAACCCGAGGCUGUCACCAAGACUUUGUCUUUGGAAACAUGAGGACUCUUGGGAAAACAAAGCUAACUGUUUCCCUCAGGAUCUGAAAUUAAGUGUAUAAUGUUAACCUUGUAAGCCUGAGAUUCCACAAUAUAAUGAUGAUGAUGAUGAUGAUGAUAUUAAUAAUAAUAAUACAAAGUUAAAAUAUGAGUUACUGAGGUUAGAAAGAGCAACCAAGUUUGCAACAUUACUGAUGAUAAUGGGCCAAAGUAUUGUGCUGAUAUUGGUUUCAUUAUUUUCUAAUUCAAGGACUUCUGUUUCCUGUUGUCUACUCGUGCUGGUGGCCUGGGUAUCAAUCUCGCUACAGCUGAUACUGUGAUCAUUUUUGACUCAGACUGGAAUCCCCAGAAUGACUUGCAAGCUCAGGCACGCGCUCACAGAAUUGGACAAAGAAAUCAGGUUGGUUGGAUAACUCAUCAUGUAACGCAUAACUGCCUUUGUUGCUUAUUAGUGUGACUUAUAUGUAGGAAAUGUAAUUAGUCGUUGAAGCUCACUUGUAUGUUUUCUAUAUCAUGGCCUGUUAGAUUGUUAGUGAUUUCAUGAACUGAAGCACUAUCAUAAACUGAGUAGCCCAUCUUCUUAAAAAACACCACCAUGAGUUAAUUGACUGCAGAAAUCAGUAACAUAAUUUAGUAUUCACACAUAUUAUGAAAAGUACUUCUAUCACUUUUCUCUCACAUUAUGGUUUUCAAGCUGAUCUGAUCAAGUGAAAUUAUUAUUACAAUAAUUGUAAUAUAAAUUGUAAUAUUAAUUUAACUUGAUCAGAUAUUGAUAUUAUUACAAUAAAACAGUAAAACAAGUUAUUAAUUCGGCAAUGAUGUAUUUAACUAAUUAAUUUAUUAAUCCUGCUCGUCAGAAUUUUUUCUGGCUAGCUACUGCUUGCUUAAAGGGCAAGCUUUAAAACUGACUUUCUUUGCACCCUGUGGUGUAUUGACUGGUUGGUGAGAAAUGAGGACAGAGCUGUUUCUGAAGAAUCCCAAUGCAUAAGAACAGUACCUUGAUGUAAAAUUAUGAAAUUCUCCAUUACUGUAAUCAAUGAAGGAGGUUUCUGGUUAUUUUUUGUAGGUCAAUAUUUAUAGAUUUGUCUCUAAAGGAAGCAUUGAAGAGGACAUUCUAGAACGUGCAAAGCGCAAGAUGGUUCUGGAUCAUCUCAUCAUCCAGAGAAUGGAUACAACUGGUCGUAAGGUGCUGUCCAAGGCCUCCUCAUCUUCAUCGUAAGUAUAAUUAUAAUAAUAGGAACUUAUUUUAUUGUUUUGUAGUAUUGUUUAUUUUAGUCAUAUACAGACAACUCAUUUUUCAAUUAUAGACACCUCUAGAAGGUUGAGCCCCUUAAGGCCCAUUGCUCUAUUUUCAAUUUUUUGCUGAUUUUCCACAUAUCACUUUUAUUUGUCCCACUAAUCCUCUCAACUGGGUGUCUCAAUAACAAACUAUAACAUUGUAUUUCACAGGAGUAAUCCUUUCAACAAAGAUGAACUUGCAGCUAUCUUGAAAUUUGGAGCAGAAGAGCUGUUUAAAGAAGGAGAUGGAGAAGACACUCAGCUGCAGGUGUGCAUUAUUUAACUUUCUACGGAAAUGAUUUCAGUUUAGGUGUGACAAUUUUUUUAACAGUGGAACAUGGAUGUCACAGAAGGGCCAAGGCACCGAUUGGUUAUUAGCUGGGAUUGGUGAAGAGGAGGAAGGCAAAAAAUGGAACAAUAUAAAUCAGAUUUCUCUGGAAUCUCUCUUCGGGAACCUUCUGAGAAAAAAUUACCAGCCCUUUGCAAGUCAACAAUUUGCAUGAAUCAGAUCGGAAGUGCACAACUGCAACACUAGGAAUAGGGACCGCCUACAUAUACCACUCUGUAGGACUGCUGCAGGUCAGCGCGCAUUUACCUUCAGAGACCAAAGGCUGUGGAAUAGUCUCCCAGACGAGUUUCAGUUUAUCACUAAUUUAGAUGUAUUUAAGGUUAAAAUAAAACAGCAUUUUUUAAGGGUAUUUUUGGAAAACUAAGUUUUAGAUAUUUGACAUUGUAAAUUAAGCUGAAAAGCCUUUUUGAGGAGAUUAAUAAAGUUAUUAUUAUUAUUAUUAUUAUAAUCUGCUUUCAUUUUCUGUUCAGGUAAAAUGUUAGUCUCAGUUUCAAAUGAAUUAUCUGUAGAUUGAUGGCUGGAAGAGAACAUAAUAAGUGGAAGACAAAAUUUGGUGUGCAACUCAUCAAAACACUGCAUUUACAUCUUGUCACAUAUUAUCCAUCAUAGACAAGUGAUCAUCAGUUUUAGAUGGAUGAUUCCAUCUCUGUCAUAAAUUUAGGCCAUAAUUCUAGUGUUGUUACUUAUAGUUUACAUUGUCUAAUUUCCAGGAAAUGGAUAUCGAUGACAUUUUGCGAGCUGCUGAAACCAGAGAUUCUGACGAUCAUCCACACACCAUUGGUGAAGAACUUUUAUCUCAGUUCAAGGUAAAUUAAAGUUACGCCAUAAAAAUUUUUAUUAAACAUUUUACUCACUAUCUGUCUUCUCAUUGGCUAAGAGCCUACACUUGUCUAAAGUUAUAUUUUUGAAAAUGGCACAACCAAUCUGUAGGCGCAGUGCAUGAUUUCCAAGAGCAAUGUCAAACGGUGUUUCCUAGGACGGUGUGUUUGUUGUUAUUCAAAACAACAGGUGUGGAAUAAAACCAUUAUUAGAUUUGGGUUUUGUGAUCUAUGGAAUAAUCAGCCUUGAGCUCUGACUUUGGUUGAUAACUCUUACCUCGACCUUGAUUAUUCUGGAUAUCACAAAAACCUCAACCAAUAAUAAUUGUGUAUUAAAUAGAACUGAGAUUGUUGAUACACAACUUCUGUAGCUGUAGUUUUACAGCCUGGAAAGAAAAAAAGUUUUGUUUUGGAGAGAUUACUGCUGUUUUGAAGAAAAAAGAAUGAGAAUUCAUUUUGUUGUACAGGUUGCUAGUAUUGCCUUGGACGCAGAUGAGGAUGAAGUACCUGUCGUGAAUCAAGAGAACAAACCUUUGAAUGAAGAGAAAGCUUGGUCAGACAUAAUUCCUGAAUCAGAGAGGAGAAAACUUGAGGAAGAAGAAGAACAGAAAAAACAACUGGAAUUGUAUUUGCCAAAACGAAACAGAAAAACUGUUAAAAAGGUAUUACCUAUAUCUGCUGUGAUGUAAUUUGAGCGUGGAAAGUUAAGGAUAAACUUUCAACAUCACUGAAUGUCCAGGAAAAGAACUAAUAUGGGUGAAAGAUAAAUUAUUUAGUGUUAAUCCAUCCAGGGGAUAUUGUUUUUCCAGCGUAGAUCAAGAGGGGCUGUUCUUCCAACUUUUCAUGUGUAGUACUGAUUAGGAGAAUUUGUUGAAUGAACAAGGCCUUUUUUUACUCUCCACAACCUUUAAGUUUGGAUAAAUGGCUUUGUUUUACAGAGAAAAUAUUUAUACAUGCCAACCACCCUUAUCAUAGAGAACUGAUUUAAGGGUUGCCCUUGUAGCUAAAAACAUAAUGAGAAAGAAAUAAACUAGAGUUACCUUUUGAAAAGAUUCUUUUCCUGCUUUGGGAAAAGUUUUGUUUACAAUAUUAUUAUAAGCAAAGAUUUUUAUAACUCAGAGCAAAGAUAGUUUAAACCAAAAUAUUUCGACAUUAUCAACAGUGGUAAUCCUCUUGAUCAAAAUGUUGAAGUAUCGUUGAGAUACUAUGGAAAUAUUUGGCUUAACUAUCUUUGCUCUGAAUACAAAAAUUUUCUUUAUAAAGCAUGAGUUAUAGUAUUCUAAUUCCUGUGAACUAGAGUGAAUGACGUGGAAAUUUGAGCCUGUGUAUGUGCAUGCUAUUAUUGUACCAUACUUUGUUCAACAUGCAGUUUGAGUAAAUGAUUGCAGUUUAUCUUUUUUAAUGUGGCUGAGAAUGAGGAAGAAAUUUGCCAAAGGAAGGUAAUUUACAAGAGAACACUUGGUCUCCUGGUAGCUUCAUGAAGUUAAACGCGACCCUCAGAAAACUAAGUCAGCCCAGUCCACACAAAAGGCUCCCUUAACAACUAAGGAUCUAAAGAGUAAGAUAGCAUAAGAAAUAUUAUUGACAUUUUAUCAACAGAUGAACUAUGGCAAACCCGCUAAUAGUGACAGUGAACAGGAAGGAAGGUCUAAGAAAGCAAGAGGUCGGAAGAAGAAAUCAGAAUCCGAAAGUGAUGACGAUUCUGGUGGUGAAGGGAAAGAAACAAAGAGGAAGCGAGGGAGGCCACGGACUAUCAAGAGGGAAGAUGUUGAAGGCUUCAAUGAUGCUGAAAUAAGAAGGUUUGAACUAAAUGGUUUUGGUUUAUUGCUUUUUUUAGGGUGGGGGGGGGGGGGGGGGGGGCAUUCAAUAACCUAUGACCUACAACUGUAAGUGCGUUCAAAAUAUACAAGUAAACAACUUUUGUUAGUAGUGAGGAUGUGAACAACAAGUAGGGACUGGGUCCAUUUAACUGCCUCUACAACAUCCCUCCCCCCGCCCUCUCCCAAAAAUAAAAAAAAAUGAACUAUAAGGGAGAAGAAAGCGAAGGCUUUUGACAAAAUUUCCUUUCCUUUAGGAUAAAACGUACAGGAAGAGAGUGUCCUGUCGUGCCUUUAGCUCACAACAUGCUACAUGCUGCUAAACGUCUAAUUUUUCCCCUCUAGUGCUCUAGUGCUCUAUUAGAUUUCUUUUGUUUCGAUAGAAAAAUAUUCACUUUUCUUUGAUUCCAUCCUCUAGAUUUGUAAAAAGCUACAAGAAGUUUGGAAGGCCCAGAACAAGGUAAUUUUAAAACAGCCUACUGGAUUUUUGUUUAUUCAUUUGUUAGUUUUCACUUGUAUAUAAAUCACUUGCUCUAGGUGAGACAUCAGUUUAAAUCCUUCUUAAACCUUUUACUCUCGUGAGUGUGAAAAAUCAAAUAGUACCUUGUAAAAUAAGGGAGAAGAGGUUCACUUUGCAUGGUCACACCAUAAGAUUUUGGCCAUGGGCUCAAAAGUUAGAUCCCGUUGUAUAAUGAAUCGAAACAUGUGAUAGUACUGUUGAAUAAGUUUUUUGUUGUUGUUUUUUGAAUGGUCAAAUCAUGGGAAAUCCUCCACGGGUUCAGACGUUAGAGCCUUGUGCGUAAUGAGUAGUACCCUGUUAGUCUUUGUAUAUAGUAUCACGUGAAAGAACAGGUGAAGAGGUUUCAUAUGCAUGGACAUGCAACCAUGAAAUUUCAUUUGCAGAUUAAAAACUAGAAGCUGUUUACGCAGCACACAUAAUGAGUACCACCAUUUGAAAGUUGAGGCGAGUCAUCAAGUUUCUUUUGAAUACUUACACUUCAAUAAUCCGCACACUCAAAUGUUUGAACUACGUGACACAUCUCCAUAGUUUGAUUGAGGGAUUUUCCCAUAAUUUGUGUCCCUACUUAGACUUGAAUCAAUUGCUACUGAUGCUGAAUUAGACGAUAAAUCGAGUGAGGAUCUUACGAGACUGGCAGAUAUUCUUCACAACAGCUGUAUCAAAGCUGUGGCAGAAUACGAGGAUAAACUGAAGGAAGAUCCCAACUUUGAUGGUAAGUUCUACUACAACUGUGGUCUAACUUUCUAUCAUUACGUGCAGUUUGCUUGCACUCAAGUCAACUCAGUUCCUCGCUUAUCGCUCCUUAAUUUUUCAUUCAACAACUAGCCACGCAAGUUAUCUCUUAAGUUUUCUGUUUGGAGGUGGUGCGCACUUCAUUUCUAUCUUCUUUUUUUAUUGUUGUUGUUUAUUUAUCUGUUUGUUUGUUUCAUUCCACUUCAUAAACAGAGGAGGGGAAGUGUGGUUUUGUCAUAGCAGCAGGCUUUGUUACCAUUUAUGUAUGGGGAGCGGGUUUUAGAGCCUAGACACACCACUGCCCUCGGCUAGCUUGAAUCGUUAAAGCUCCAUGGUUGUUUCCUCGAAAAUGACCAAUCUAUCUCCUGUAACAAGAUUGGAUUGGUAGCGUUUUCAAAAAGUAUCAAAGCACAUCUAGAGAACGAAAUUUUCUGCCGAAGUGGGAAAUAUAAUGAUUUACCUUGGGUCCAAUUUGCUUUGACGGACGGAAAGAUGUUCUACAAUUACAGUACAUUCUGGAAGGAAAUGAACAUGCAGCGAAGAAUAGUUCGUUCUACAAGGGUUCCAAAGGGCGAUAAGCACAGUUUAUCAAUACCCUACCAAUAAGUUCCUUUAAUACAUGUAUUUUGAUAGUCAAUUGCCUUUUACCACAGAGCAAGCAAAAGUUUAGGAAGGCAACCAAAACUUGAAUUACCGUUGCCUAAUGGGACAAUUAACAGUCAAAAUUAAUUUCGAACCCUGUUUUGAUUCAGGUAAAAAACGUGGUGCUACUGUGCGACUCAGCAAUGUAACUGUUAACGCACCAUCAGUGUUAAAACAUGAGGAAGAACUGGAAUCACUAGUAGCUAUCAUGCCCGCAGACUUUGACGAGAGAAGAAAGUGAGUGCAAGCUUGGAUAAUAGAUAUUUAUUUUAUUUAACGGCUAUUACACGAACGCACAAACUACAAGCAAGGAAAACUGUUGAGGGAUAUCUCUACCAGAAGAGGACUUAAUUGCCGCUUCUCUCAUACUGUUCCGUAGGAAAACGUCUGAGUUAUUUUUCACAGAUUUGACAUUCAUGGGGACGACUUGUUGUCAUAGAUUAUGUCAUAUUGCGUACACAGAGUUGGAGGGAAACAGUUAACGUAGAGAGCUUUAGAACCACGUUUACGGCAAACGUGAAAUUGUGCCACGUGACCAAGUUUUCUGUUUACUUGUCGUUUGCUAUUUAUUAUUUCUAAAACGGAAUAAGGUGUUUCUUGUUACGUUCAUCUAUCAGAUUUAUUUUGGACAAGCUUUUAUCUGUUCAUUUUCCAAUUUGAAAAAUUCUCAACUUGCAUUUUACGUUUGCAUUUUUCCGUAAACGUGACUUUGAACCUCUCUUAUGUUACUUACCCCGUGCCCUCGAAGUAGCCAAUUUGAGUGCGCCGGGAAAAGAGUUAACUGUGCAAUAGAGUUAUUUAUUCCUUUUUCUAACAUCGUGUUCCUUUCAGAUUCCGCCUGAUGGCACCUGCUAAGAGUGUCCAUUGGGGUGUAACAUGGGACGUGCCAGAUGAUUCCAUGUUACUUGUAGGCAUCUUCGAGUAUGGACUGGGCAGCUGGGAAGCUAUUAAAGCUGAUGAGAGUUUGUCACUUACUUCUAAGGUAACAGAAUAAAAAGUAUACUUAGAUUAGUUUGGAAUAGGAGAAGACUGAGUUCGAAUAGUGGCGUUGUAAAGGGGCGGGGCCUGUAUCAUUAUGAUAUAGGUUUCUCGGAGUCGACUUGUUCUCCAGUCGACAUGAAAACGGUCGUUGCAUACUUGCAUUAGUUCCAGAUUUCUACGUUAUUUGGCUUACGUUUUGUGUGCUAGAAAGUGUAGGGUAAGGGUCUUACAAUUAACCAAAAAGCAGACUUAAGAAGCGAAAGAUUUACUGCGGGAUGAGCGCUUUUCGGAGGUUUCUUAACAGUUCCGAGAAGAACACAACAUCUAAAUCGAGAGACCGUUCGGUUUGAAGGCAACACAUCACAGAACAGAACACAAACUCAGAAACGUGAUAUAGAUAUCCAUGGCAAUUUAUCUCAGGAAGGGGCAGACACAUUGGCGGUUUUAUACUUCCCGAAGUAAAGGCGUUUUUCCGCGAGAAUAAGGUGCGAUGUAUUGAGACUGUUCUUUUUUUUUAGAUCCUUCCUCCUGGAAACUUGAAACCGCAAGACAAACAUCUUCAGACCAGGGUAGAAUAUCUUAUCAAACUGUUGAAACAAGCUGCUUUAGAAGACAAGGCUGAACAACUAAGAAAGGUAAUAUAUCUUUCUGUUGGCUAUGGCCUCGCUUCACUAUACAGCGAGCACUCUUUUUUCGCUUCAAAAACACAUGAUGCCAGCAGCGAUGUCGCGAGGCGUGAGAAACGACGGUGUGACAACUUUACAUGAAUCCCACUUACUCUGAAGAAAAAUUAAUCGGUCUUUAAAGAAAGGACGUAAUUUUGUUAAUAGGGAGGAGACAAAGAUGCGUCACGUAACCAUGGUAUCAAAAUUUCCGUGGAUCUCAACAAACUAUGACAGAAAAAAAAAGACGAAAAAAUUGACACGUAUGAAUUUCCUGUGCAUUGCACUCAGGGACAAAACGAUAGCCCAUACUUUUCUUCCAUCGUUGGACAGUGCAAAUGGACGUCUCUGUCAAGAAAAAUUCUUGAGGUCCAGAAUUUUUGCAACCAUGGUAACAUGACGUCACACUUCUCCUCUCUAUAGUGACCUGGCCAAAUUGUUCAAUUGACGAAUACACUGGAUGACCAACUGUGCCAAUAGCCUGCGAGCAGGCUCACCAGUGCGAAUUCGGGAGAAAUUUUGGCGGCGGAGCAGCCAUACGUUAAUGGCAAAACCAUCCCAACCGAUUAUUUUUUUUUUCCUCAGUCAUCACAAAUGAUCAAAUCAAAAAUACGCCAACUGAAAAGAAAAGAAACGAAAAAAGGAAAGUCACACUCCGAUGUGGAAUCACUUAAUAACAGUGCCGCUCCCUCUCCAAUGGGGGUGGUGUCCCCCCCUGACCAUUCAGCAGAAACUAAAGACGAUGGAGUCACUGCUGAUGUAAAUCAGGAGGGGCAAGUGCCACCAGAAGGGAAAAAGAAAAGAAAAAUGACCAAGAAGAAAGAAAACGGCAAAGUUGAAGGAGAAAAGGUCAGUUUUCUUUAUUUAUUUUAUUACUUGUAUCUUAAGUCUGUUCUUGCCAAAGAUUAUAUAUAAUUAAAAAUAGAGCAGAAACAAAAAAAUAAUAUGCCUGCUAAUGGAGGAAAGCUAGCUUGUUUUCUUUCCCUACACAACCUUGUGAACCUGAUACUGCAUAGCUGUUAAACACACGCAUAAUUUCCGAUCUCACUUGCUGUUAUUUUAGAUUCAAGUGAGUUAAUUUAUUCAGAAAUCUUUAACCUUUAUCUGCACUAAUCCAUCCUCCUUGAGGGUAUCCCCUCGAUAAUUUUUUAUCUUGAAUCCACGCAGAAAUGGUUAAAACUGAUUAGAAAGGAGCUUUCUGCGCUGCGAUUAUUCCCUUUGAUUAGAUUCUUUGAAUAAAAGUCAUGGCGAUGUUACAAGAGAUGAACAAAGACGAUUUUUGUUGCGGCUCUUUUGGAACAAUGUUGUAACAGUUCGAAACAAUGUUGCAACAAUAUUUAAGGCUGUGUUGCGCUGAAAAUCGUCGUUGCCAAUCGCCCUGUGUAGGUUUCCCUUUAAUGUUAGUGUGCACCUCUUUUUUCCAACGCAACACCGGAUUAUUUUGUUGCAUCGGAUAAUGAAGCGAUUGGCCUAUCAGUCUUCGUUAAGGGUAGUGACUCGUCGGACUUCAAAGGACUUUGCUCGGACACUAAGCUUGUGACGGAGUACCAAAAAAAGUACCAAACAUUCUUUAAUUCUGAAAUUCAGAAAGAGCCCACUGCCCUUUGUUUUUGACACGAGCUGCACAUGAUAUUCAGCAACUUCUCGAUAAUUUAUUUAACAGGCGCAUUUGGCAAACAAACGCGCCAGUGUAGCUUUGGUUUAGUCAAUGUGUGUUUUAGCUUCUAAACGCUGCUUUCUGUUUGUUCGCUUGUUCUGUCCAAGAGAAAUUUCUAAAACUUGAUACGCAUUGGAUCAAAAAGAAAAUCUGCUUUGUCUUCUUUUUCAGCCAAAACGUCAAAAGAAGGAGAAGAAGGAAGUACCUAAAGACAAGAAGCAGGAUGUAAAAGAAGUUGCUGUAGAUCAUGAAGAACCAGCGUCACCUUUGAAAACAGCAGAGGAGGCUGGUAAACCCCAAGGUUCGUAUGCGCUGGCAGAUAUGGACAAAGCAACAUUUGAUGAGGUACGACCCGAGGCUUUUUUUUCUCGUUUUAUGUUUUCAUAUGGUCAGGUGGUAGCCGCACACAUGAUGUACAAACGCGAUUGAUUAGCAGCGAGGGGUUUUCGGAGGGGGGACUUUCAACUCUGUAUAUCUCACGGAGUUACUAAGAGUGGGCACAUUUUCCCAUGUACACAUGUCAAAAAAAAUGGCAGCUAAAAUUUAUGACAAAAUUUGUCGGUAGACGGGGGCUAUACUCCCGAAAUGUAGGGAAAAAGGGAUAGGGAAAUAGAUAUUGUCCGGUCAACUUUAGUUCUUUAUGACAGUAACAAUCUUUCCUCAAAAUAUUUGUAUAAAUUUUAGUCAAGUUAAGUGUACUACUAUCUAUGUUCUGAAGCUCCAUAGGAUUUUAAGGAUUUUGGUGCUAAAAAAUCAAAUCAUUUAUUAUUUUUUCACGUUGUAGUGCAAGGAGAAGAUGCGUCCAGUGAAACGAGCGCUAAAAAUGCUGGAGAGUCCAGAAGGAAACACAAAAGAAGAAGAUCAAGUACAACAAACGAGACAGGUACAUGAUUCAGAUGACGUUACUAAAAUUCAAACUACAAAACUAUCGAUCCUUCAGAGAUUUUACUUUCUUGAUGUAUCAGAGCAGCUGAAAACUAAUACUCACACAAAUUUGUGCUUCGAAAGGGUUCUUGGUUUUGUGAUAGAGUGCGCUCGAAUUUCUAAGCUUUUGCGUGACGCGGCAUUUACAUGACGACGGAGAGAGCCGUCAUGUAGGUUAAAAAAUUGACUUGUGUAGGCCAAUUUUGCUAUCUGAACAGUUUAUGUAUUAGAAAAAGUGUAACUUUAAUGUUUAUGAGUUUCUGGAGGGAUGAAUUCUCGCUUUUGUAGCAAAACUCGGUGACAGAUGUUUCUGUUGGUUUCCGUACGCCAUGUUGGUGCCCAUCCGAAUGGACACCAUCAUGCAGUCUUCAUGCAAAUCUCUAUAAAUUUGGGUAAAACGUUCCUCCGGAUAUCUAGUAUAUGAAAUAUUGCUCUGACCUGAAUUGCAUAUUUACCUCCUUUCAUUUUCCAGAUUCUGGAUUUAAUUUGUUGAACGGUUUUGAUUUUUAUUUCCAUCUAUUUUGAGUGACGUGAGACUGAAAACAAGCAAUAGGGUUGUACCUUUAUUCUCCUGCGGGGGAGUGUAUCCGAAAUUAAGAACCUCUUAUCUCCCCUCCUCCGCUCCCCUUUUCGCUUCUAUAACACCGAACAUAUGCGUUACUGACCACACGCCUGAUAUAGGCCAAUAUCUUUUUUUGAGUUUUUGUAGAGAGAGAGAGAAGGCCGAUGUGUACACAAACGCAAAAAAACUAGGCCAAUAUCCGGUCACCUCGACUGAAUAUUGAGCUUAGCCGAUAGAGUACUCAUUUGCAACUUUAGAAACGAGAUUAGUCAAUAGCUGACCGGUGCGUCCCCACUAACGAUCCCAUGGCCAGAAAUAAUUUGCGGAACGCAUUUUGGCUUCAGUUAUCUUCACGUUUCUAAAGUGUCGAAUUAUUAGGUCAAAGGAAAAGUCGCGGGAAGAACGUGGGAAACAAAUUGAUAGGCGAUCAUGCCCGCUCAAGAAGCCAAUCAGAGCAUAGGUUCGCUUCAUCUUUCCCGCCCGCGAAACCAAAAAAAAAAAAAAAAAAAAUAGCGAAAACAAGACCACUUAUUCACUCUUCCAGCUUAUAGCGUUUGCCGUUUGUGAUUUCAGUGUUUACUAAAGAUUGGAGAUCAUAUCAUGGACGCUACAUCUCAUCACAAAGACGACGACACCAAAGCCCUUUGGAGAAAGUAAGAAUGUUCUUUAAUUCUGGAUGGUUUCGGUGUGAUUGAAAAGAUGUGUUUUUAUUUGCGAAAAUCGGGCCAGAAAUAAUCACUUCUGAUUGUUGAAAUAUUGCCAAAGCUGAGAUCCUAAUGAGUACACUGCCGUCUGUUGCCGUAGGUUUCACCCGACGGUGCUUAGAGCUUGUAUUCCUGUUACUGUUAAUUUCUUUUUAAUGAGUUUUUAUUCUUUUAUAUGCAGUAAUCUUUGGACGUUCGUGUCAAAGUUCACUUCAUUCGAAGCUAAAAAGCUCUUCAAGCUGUACAAGCACGCUGCUAAGAAGAGAGAAGAGACAAAAGCCCAGGAGGUACUGUUUAUCUCCUAACUUUCUGGAGUUUGUUUUACGUGUUGGAUGAGGGUCAGCUUGCUGCUUUGAUUGUUUCAUUUGUUUUUUAAUCUCUGUAAGAGUCAUGGAAAGCCCUUUUCCCGACGGUUUUGUGAUGGAAUCCCAUGGCGAAUUUAGUUUAUAAUCAAGGGAAAGCAGCUGUACUCUCUAUUUUAACAUUUGCACACUUGCCAAUGUGUAUAGCCUUUCCGCAGACGUCCUUUGGGGUUCGUCCGUCACGUAUUCAUUUCUCCCCCACGGAGCUGAGAGGGGGAGAAAUGAAUGCGUGACGAACGAACCCCAAAGGACGUCUGCGGGGAGGCUAGCCAAUGUUUGGACAGCAUAUAGCUCCUGGAAACAUUUGCCAUAAUAAAUUUUUUGUAAUCAUGUGGCUUAGAACUUUUGACAAUAGGCCAUUUCCCAGUCGCCUCAAUUCUCUUUUUCAAAGGGAUGCUACAUGCAAAUCCUUUGAUAUGAAUUUUUUUCUUUAUUCUCAUACAAAUAAAUCUCAUUUUUACAAGAAAGAUUUUGCACUUAGCCUCGUUUUGAAAGUCAGAUUUUGGCCCAUCAUUAAUCUCGCAAACAUGACCAUAUUUUAAUUGCCUCUCGUUGACAACACAACACAAAGCGACAUUUAAACACAGGAAAUACACGAACAGCACCGAACUCUCCAAAUACAUCUGGAAACUACGUGACAAUAAUCAAGACUUCAACAUCAAAUGGACUAUAAUCAGCCGUGCAAGACCCUACAACAACAUUUCUAAACGAUGCGACCUAUGCUUAACAGAGAAACUAAUGAUCAUUACUGCAAACCCCGACAGAAUCCUAAAUAAAAGAUCAGAACUGAUUUCCAAGUGCCGCCACGAAAACAAGUUUUACCUUAGGAACAAUUGACUCAAAAACAACACUCUAUUAGUUUUUCCUCACACCUAAUUGUAAUUAGAACCGCACUGCCCUGCUUUUUGUAAUCAAUAGACGCGUGUAUUUAUAUAACUUGAUAGGUUUAUUCUCCAUUAAAUACUGUCUGAUGAGUGCGUGAGCACGAAACUCGGAGUAACAGAGAAUUUUGUCUCUUCGUUAUAUCUUCUUAUUCUGACAAAAGAUUUUAUAAUAUUUUCACAGCGUGCCCAACACAAACCCGCCACUCAGAUGCAGCGGCCUCCUCAAGAUUCUAAAAAACAUCCAGGUGAUCAUGGGCAUCAACGAUCCGGUGACCUCAAGAGACCUACGGACGGAGGGGGACCUGGUGGUAAGAUACCCCGGAUGGACCGUACGUACAGUGGUUCGAGCUCUCACAGCGGCGGACGGCCAUCUGGGAGCGGAGACAGCUAUGAUCCCAGGCGCUCUUCAUCGUUCGGUCACUCGGACAGGACUGGUACAUCCUCCAAGGAGAGGUCACGUGAUGGGUACGUUUUUAUCCUCCAGGCCCGGGUUGUUCAUACGUUGGAUAGCGCUAUCCAUCGGAUAAUUACUAUCUAGCGGAUAAGUGUUAAGGAAACCAAUUGCACUAUCCACUGGAUAGCGAUUUAUCCGCUGGAUAGCGCUAUCUACCUUUUGAACAAUUGUGGCCAGGUAGUGUACACCGUUUAGUUCUGUUAACAGCAAAAAGAAAGGAAAGUGGGUUAGGCUUUGCAUGAGCAAGUUUGCGAGUUCAGACCCAGAGGUUCAAACUGUUUGCUCUUGCCUGUUACGCUAGUGAAUUGUUUUGUGUGGCUGGUAUUGCCUAUUAUCCAGUAUAUGGCCGUGAUGUCCACGCGCCUUUCCUUAGUUCAGUGGAUAGAGCACCAAUCCGGUGUCUUUUUGAUAGGGUCGUAACUUCAAAUCCUGUCGGCGACUCACGGCAAAUAGGGACCUUAAGAAAGGACGACCACGACGGCAGUGAAAACGUUGGUAAAAAAAAUGAAUUUGAGUUCUUUCUUUCGCGUAUAUUUGAGCCCGCUCAAUAUGUCAAAUGCAGGCGACUUUUCCUGGAGUUGAAUUCUUAAGGAUUUUAUUCGGGUUCAAAAACAGGAAGGAAAAUUCGUCGUCGUAUGUUCACGUCCUCCAUAAAACGGCAAAUUAGGAGGUUUCACGUCGUAGUCGUGCAGUUGACGUCAAAGAAAUGUACUAAAAAGCGUGAUGCACGUGCAGAGCUGUUGUUUUGAUCAUUAAUUUGAAGUCGUUGUUGUGGUCGUCGUCGUAGUUGCUUAAGCUCCCUAAUGACGAUCAUCACGUCUUUGUGACUCACAUGUAUGCUUUAACUUUCACACAAGAUCCUAGCCUGUUAGAAACCCGAGUAAAAAAAAGGUAGCAGCCUUUACUUAAACAGUAAUUCACCUUCUGUUUGGUAACUUUUAGCACAACUUCUUUUUUCAGAUCCGAUUACAGUCACAGAUACCACGACUCGUACCGCGACCGGCCUUCUUUUCACAACUCGGACUUUUCUCGAACUCACGAGAGAUCAUCGGAUCACGGUCGGUCACACGACCAACAUUCGCGAGGCUACGAGAGGAGUUCCGACCAUUCGCGUUCCUACGAGAAGAGAGAUCGGAGAGACGACUAUCACCGAGGUAGCUCGCGGGAUUAUUUAUCUGAAGGUCGGUACCACCACUCGCACCGCGAACGGAAUAGCGAUUCCACUUUGCGUCAUGGAAAUUCAGUUACCUCUCCGAAGUCUGGUUCUACCCAUGAAAGUAAAAGAUAUGAAGAAAAACGAAGCGUAGAGGGUGAGCGGGAUAAAAGAUGACAGCGUGUGACAUAUAUUACUUUUUUAGUGGAGGUUUGUUUUAAGCAUGCGCAUGUCUUGGUGUCUAAACUAGAAUAAAAUGUCACGGCGUAUCUUUCCGAGAUACAUAGAUACUAUAAUUUAUUUUAUUAUCAUUUUUCACAUAUUUGAGUGCCUAAUCUUUUUUAUUUUCUUGUCGUAUUUAAUUAGUUUCUUCCACCGCGGGGUUUAUGACAAUGACAAUGAAUAGUGGGUAGAACCAAGUUAGCUUUAUUGUAAAAAAAAACCGCUUAGAGCGGUUUUCACUUGACUGUCGUAAAACCAAAACCAAAGUAAAUACAUUAGCCAACCAAAGGGCGUAGUAAAACCAAAACCAAAACCAAAACCAAUCCCUUUCGACAGUCAAGUGAAAACCGCUCUAAUCUUCAAUGAGAUUCAGUUCAAUGAAACCUUAUUUUUAGGAAAAAAGGCAUUCCAUACAAAGCAGUUAAUGAAAUGUAUUGCCUGUACACAGUGAAGAUAUUUUGGAGUAUUUGGUUUAUUUAUUACGUAAAUUAAAUUAAUAUUGUCCGGAAAUUGUUAGAUAUUCUGUAGAUAUAUGCAUGUUAAGGACAGUUCUGAAUCCUCACUUUUUUCCCUCUGAAUGUGAGAUCAAUUCAUUUUUCCCAAUUGCACUGCAGCAACGGAAGCAGAACUGACAGUAGACAAGGGUUCGUACUACUCCAGGAAUUUCUGGACAACUUCAGAAGUUCUUGAUUUUUCUUUCCAGAGUGCUAAAAACCCCUUGAAAGGAAACUCCUUAAAUUUCAUAAUGUUACUUUACGAAUGUGGCAAAAAAUGCGGUGGAAAAAGGAUGGUAAACUUUUUCUUUAGUAAAGUAUUUUACGUAGAAAAAGCGUCAUGGAAUUUUCAUAAUUGUACUCUAGAAAGCUCUUAGAAUACGCUAUUUGAAUUGGAUUCUCUCUUAGUACUACGAUCCCUGGUUGGAAUGCUAGCACUCUCUGUUCAGCUAAUGAAACGUGAAAGCUGACAAGGCAAGAGUUCGUUCGCUCGCUCGCUCGUAAUUAGCCCGCAUUUUGAGGUUGCCAAUGAGACUGGCUCGGUGUUGUAUCGAAUCGUACGUAGGGAAUACUUUUGGGGGACGAUAUUAGAGCCAGUUUCCCGCGCAAUGUCGUAGUAACUAAUGGGAUCGGGUCCCCUAAACAAUCCCAUAAUGCAGUUCGAGACGACACCGACCUCAAAAUGGCCACAAUCUUGAGGGACUGCGUACGGUGUAAAUUUACGUAGUCAGUCGAUCGUUUAUUGUCGGUGUGCUACCAGAAGUAACGCAUGCAGUUGUUAAACACGCUAGAGAAGUAGAAAUAUAAUAGAUAAAUUUGGUGCAGGAAUUUGUUAUGAACGUUUUGUACCCAAAGUAGACUGUAUUUUUAUCGUAUUUUGCAUCCCUGUGUAAAAAGGUUUUCUGAACUAACUUAGUUGUACAGUUUGAAAGAUAGUUUUUGCGAAAGAAAAUAAAAUGUGGUUUUCUAUUAUAUG